GGCGUGGGGAGGGAAAGGGGAACGGCCCACAGAGCGGGCAGCUGCCGGCCUGGCUGAGCUCAGUUUAGCUCAGCUCAGCUCAGCUCGCCACGAUGAAGCCGCGAGGUUAUGGAUUUCUGUUAUUGCUCCUUCAUCUCCUGAGGGCUGUUAUUGCAGUAGAGAAGAAGCACGUCGUCAGUAAACUUGGAGACAACGCUACACUGAGCUGCACUUAUAACAAAAGAGACUUGCAAUUAAAAAAUCUACGGGUAUAUUGGCAAAUCGCCGGUCAAGUCACGUGUUCAGUUGUGCACACACUGAUCGCUGGUCGAGACAACUACAGUAAUCAGUGUAUUCACUUUAAAAACAGGACUCAAUUAUUUGGGGACAGAUUGGAAAAUGGUGAUUUUUCUCUACUGCUAUUGAAUGUCAGGCAGAGUGAUAACCAUACGUACCAAUGUAUAGUACAGGAGAAAAGAGAACUUACCAAAGUGGUUCACCAGGAAGAAGUGGUCCUCAGUUUAGCAGCUAGCUACAGCCAACCAAUACUCAGUGGACCAAUAAGAAACAGCACUGGGGAGGAGGUGACUUUCAGCUGCAGGUCUGGCAAUGGAUACCCAAAGCCCAAAGUCUACUGGAUUAAUAAAAUGAACAACAGUCUCCUGAAUGCAACAACGCUGAAGUUCCACUCCCACGCCGACGGCACCUACAGCGUUUUCAGCACCCUGACGGUGAAAGCCACUUCCAACAUGCAAAUAGAGUGCUCCAUAGAAAAUGAAAUGCUGCAGGAAAAUCUGUCAGCCAACUACACAGAGCAGAAGCAAAGCAUUGGUUCUAGCACAGAAAACCUAGGAAAAAAGGGACGAGUUGCUCAAGCAGCUGGCAUCAUCUGCAUUGUCAUUCUGAUAGGCCUUCUAGCUGUUUUGUUCUGCUGGCUGUGGAGACGGAGGUCCUCCCGUCUGGUGUCCUACACAGAUGUCCCACCAAAUGAAUACAAAGGAGGACUCAACCCACCUGCCUAAAUGGAAAGUUUGCCAACAAUUUGGGCAGCUGGAGGAGAUGUGUCAAGAGAAGCAUCAUUCCCUGUCUCAGUGGCAGCAUUGUUUGUAAUACAAGUGACAGAUUUCUGCCAAGAGAGAUGGCAAAAAAAAAAAAAAA
Molecule: messenger RNA, 1137 nt
Organism: Empidonax traillii (willow flycatcher)
Lineage: Eukaryota; Metazoa; Chordata; Aves; Passeriformes; Tyrannidae
Gene: ICOSLG
Product: inducible T cell costimulator ligand
Exons: 7
Coding region: 93-1001 (302 amino acids)
Biological process (GO): immune response; cellular response to lipopolysaccharide; T cell costimulation
Cellular component (GO): external side of plasma membrane
Source: RefSeq, a predicted model, not a curated record